Messenger RNA from Melampsora larici-populina 98AG31, 564 nucleotides. RefSeq lists its product as uncharacterized. Lineage: Eukaryota; Fungi; Basidiomycota; Pucciniomycetes; Pucciniales; Melampsoraceae. The record is from RefSeq and is a predicted model, not a curated record. The transcript has 2 exons. The coding region runs from base 1 to 564 and encodes 187 amino acids.
AUGAUUCUCAGACGGUCUACCGAGUGCUGGAUGACAGCCUUAAGGUACGACAUUCUUGUUUGUUCACAGAUUUUCAUCAAGUGUGAUAGCAAAACACUGAUGAAAGACAUUGGAACUCGAGUAUUGCAAUACGAGAACCAAGCAAAGGACAAGUCUCUACGAUCCAGCAAGGCUAACUACGGGGAUGUCAACUCAUACGCAAGAGGUGGUAGAUGGGAGUCUAAAGACCCAGAGACUGGUCUUUACACACACCAGGCCCCUCAACAAUCAAAUAGCGGUGGAAGUCACACAGGCCACAGCUCAGAGAGCCACUUACUCAAGAGAAAAAGAAGCAGACACGGAGGUCACAACGCUCCACAGCACAACAUGCCCAGCCAAGUGCCGCCCCAAACGGCACCUCAGCCAGUACAACACGACCUCCCUCUAAACCCUACCUUGUACCAGGUCCAGCAACCUGCACCAAUCGCGACUCCCAUGGCAGCAAACAGAUUUCCUAGCAGAGGAGGCAGAGGUGGUUGGCAAGGAGGAAGAGGCAGUUUCCAAAAUCUUAGAAACAACACGUGA